Molecule: messenger RNA, 222 nt
Organism: Serpula lacrymans var. lacrymans S7.9
Lineage: Eukaryota; Fungi; Basidiomycota; Agaricomycetes; Boletales; Serpulaceae
Exons: 3
Source: RefSeq, a predicted model, not a curated record
AUGACAGAUUCCCAAUCAGGUGUUGGUACAAAUUACAGUCUCGGGAACUUCAAAGACGCUCCCAUAAUUGUUUGCAAAAAAGUGCUCCCAAGCAUCACUCACAACAGCUUGGGAAAGAUUCCCCUUGUCCUAGGCAUGCGUGUUAUGGUCACUGAAAAUGUGGCCACUUCUUGCAACAUUGUAAAUGGCGCUGAAGGAAUUUUUCAAGACAUCAAAUUCUCU